AUGUGGGGACUUUGGGGUGUUCCCAGCACAGGGGGCACCACAAGACCCCCUCCCCAAUUCCUCCUGCAGGUGAACCUGGUGGGGACCUUCAACGUGAUCCGCCUGAGCGCGCAGCUCAUGAGCCGCAACCAGCCCGACGCCGACGGCCACCGCGGGCUCGUGGUCAACACGGCCAGCGUGGCCGCCUUCGAGGGCCAGGUGGGCCAGGCCGCGUACUCGGCCUCCAAGGGCGGCAUCGUGGGCAUGACCCUGCCGAUCGCCCGGGACCUGGCGCCGCUCGGCAUCCGCGUGGUCACCAUCGCCCCAGGGCUGUUCUCCACCCCGCUGCUGGCCGGUCUGCCCGAGAAGGUCCGGAAUUUCUUGGGACAGCAGGUGCCGUUCCCGUCCCGGCUCGGGGACCCGGCCGAGUACGCGCACCUGGUGCAGGCCCUGGCUGAGAACCCCAUGAUCAACGGGGAGGUGGUGAGGCUGGACGGGGCCCUGCGCAUGCAGCCCUGAGCCGGGGGACCCCCCCGGGCCGGAAUUUGGGGAGGGGGAGCGGCCACGGCGGGGACCCAGCGGGGAUGGACGCUGUGGCUGGACACGCUCCGGGGACACUCCAGGACGGGAACGCUGCGGGGACGAGGACCGGGGGCACCGGAUGGGUGGGGACGGCGUUCCCUGAGUGGACACGACCCCCACCCCGAGUGGACACGACCCCCACCCCGAGUGGACACGACCCCCACCCCGAGCGGGGACACGCCGGGAUUUGGGGACAAACCCCAGCAGUGUGGCUGUGACACCACUCAGAAGUCGCGAAACCCCGCGAUGGGGACCCCGCUCAGGUGUGGGGGGCCCAUCCCGAGCCCCCCCCCCGAGCGUGGGAACCCCCGGGAGUCCCCCCGGCCCCUCCCCCACCGCAAUAAAGCGUGUUCGCCCACGCGGCCUCCGA
Parus major (Great Tit) is the source of this 931-nucleotide messenger RNA. It is a transcript of the gene HSD17B10, whose product is annotated as hydroxysteroid 17-beta dehydrogenase 10. NCBI's taxonomy places the organism in Eukaryota, Metazoa, Chordata, Aves, Passeriformes, Paridae. Gene Ontology annotation, cellular component: mitochondrion. The transcript has 3 exons. The coding region runs from base 1 to 498 and encodes 165 amino acids. Gene Ontology annotation, molecular function: estradiol 17-beta-dehydrogenase [NAD(P)+] activity. Gene Ontology annotation, biological process: estrogen metabolic process; androgen metabolic process; fatty acid metabolic process. The record is from RefSeq and is a predicted model, not a curated record.